Myripristis murdjan (pinecone soldierfish) is the source of this 4243-nucleotide messenger RNA. RefSeq names its product calcium channel, voltage-dependent, alpha 2/delta subunit 3a (gene cacna2d3a). NCBI's taxonomy places the organism in Eukaryota, Metazoa, Chordata, Actinopteri, Holocentriformes, Holocentridae. The transcript has 37 exons. Bases 138 to 3416 code for a protein of 1092 amino acids. Gene Ontology annotation, cellular component: voltage-gated calcium channel complex. The record is from RefSeq and is a predicted model, not a curated record. Gene Ontology annotation, molecular function: voltage-gated calcium channel activity.
UUAGUGACUUUGGAUUUACUCUUAAGUUUUAUUGGUUUGUCAUUCUUGGAUUCUCCGGAGAAUUAAAAAAAAAAAAAAUUCUACAGCGGCAGCAUAAGCAGUGUGCGCGCAUAGGAAGGGCUCUUUUCCCUCCCAAGAUGCAGGUGGAUCCGAGCUGUGUGUUUUCUGGUGUGUGGUGUGCGUGUCUGCUCCUAGUCUGCUCAACUCUAAGCACCAGGGUCACCGGGGUGGGAGGCUCUCACCAAAGCAUCCCUCCAUCAGUGGUGAAGCUGUGGGCCUCAGCUUUUGGAGGGGAGAUGAAGUCCAUCUCAGCCAAGUACUCCGGCUCCCAGCUGCUGCAGAAGAAAUACAAGGAGUUUGAGCGGGCGGUGAAAGUGGAGGAGAUCGACGGGCUGCGGCUAGUGAAGAGACUGGCGGAGGACAUGGAGGAGAUGUUCCACAAGAAAGCCCAGGCCAUGAAGAGGCUGGUAGAGGCAGCAGAGGAAGCCCAUCUACAGCAUGAGGAGGAUCCAGACCUACAGUAUGAAUACUUCAAUGCAGUGUUAAUCAAUGAGGUGGAUGAGGAGGGUAACAGCGUAGAGCUGGGAGGAGAAUUCAUCCUGCAACCCAAUGAUCAUUUUAAUAAUCUGUCAGUCAACCUCAGCCUCAGCGUGGUCCAAGUGCCCACCAACAUGUAUAACAAAGACUCAGCAAUUGUUAAUGGAGUGUACUGGUCUGAGGCCUUGAAUAAAGUAUUUGUGGAUAACUUUGAGAGAGACCCAUCACUCAUAUGGCAGUACUUUGGCAGCGCCAAAGGCUUUUUCAGACAAUACCCAGGGAUCAAAUGGAAGCCGGAUGAACAUGGGGUCAUAGCAUUUGACUGUCGUAACCGGAAGUGGUAUAUCCAGGCUGCUACUUCUCCUAAAGAUGUUGUGAUUUUGGUGGAUGUUAGUGGGAGCAUGAAGGGGCUCAGGCUGACCAUCGCCAGGCAGACGGUCUCUUCCAUCCUGGACACCCUGGGAGAUGAUGAUUUCUUCAACAUCAUUGCGUACAAUGAGGAAUUGCAUUACGUGGAGCCGUGCCUUAAUGGCACUCUCGUCCAAGCAGAUGUCACUAACAAAGAUCACUUCCGCGAGCACCUCGACAAGCUGUUUGCUAAAGGCAUCGGCAUGCUGGACAUAGCUCUGACUGAGGCCUUCAACCUCCUCAGCGACUUCAAUCAGACAGGGAGGGGUAGUGUGUGUAGCCAAGCCAUCAUGUUGGUGACAGAUGGAGCAGUGGACACCUAUGAUGCCGUCUUUGCCAAGUAUAACUGGCCAGACAGGAAGGUCCGCAUAUUCCCGUACCUGAUUGGUCGCGAGUCAGCCUUCGCAGAUAAUCUCAAAUGGAUGGCGUGUGCUAACAAAGGCUACUUUACUCAGAUCUCCACUUUAGCAGAUGUGCAAGAGAAUGUUAUGGAGUAUCUUCAUGUGCUGAGUCGUCCCAAGGUGAUUGACCAGGAGCACGACACGGUGUGGACUGAGGCCUACAUCGAUAGCACCCUCCCUCAAGCCCAAAAGUUGGAAGAUGGUCAGGGUCCAGUUCUGAUGACAACAGUGGCAAUGCCGGUGUUCAGUACUAAGAAUGAGACUAGGAACCGUGGCAUCCUGCUGGGGGUGGUUGGGACUGAUGUUCCUGUCUCUGAGCUGCUCAAGACCAUCCCCAAAUACAAGCUGGGCAUCCACGGCUAUGCCUUUGCCAUCACCAACAACGGCUACAUUCUCACCCACCCAGAUCUGCGGCCACUUUACGGGGAUGGAAAGAAGCGAAGGAAGCCUAACUACAGCAGUGUGGAUCUCUCCGAGGUGGAAUGGGAGGAUAAAGAUGACACGUUGAGGAAUGCCAUGGUGAACAGGAAGACAGGGAUCUUCUCCAUGGAGGUGAAGAAGACAGUUGACAAAGGGAAACGUGUGCUGGUGUUGCAUAACGAUUACUAUUAUACAGACAUCAAGGGGACUCCUUUCAGUCUAGGGGUGGCUCUUUCCAGAGGCCACGGCAAGUUCUUCUUUAGAGGGAACGUCACGGUGGAGGAAGGCCUUCAUGACUUGGAGCAUCCUGAUGUAGCACUGGCAGACGAAUGGACUUACUGCAACACAGACGAGCAUCCGGAGCACCGCUAUCUGUCCCAGAUAGAAGCAAUCAAACUCUACCUCAGCGGACAUGGAGCUGACCUACAAUGUGACAAGGAGCUGAUUCAGGAGGUUCUCUUUGACGCGGUGGUGACAGCUCCUUUAGAGGCCUACUGGACCAGUUUGGUGCUCAACAAGUCUGAGAACUCUGAUAAAGGAGUGGAGAUAGCUUACCUGGGCACAAGGACUGGCCUGUCCAGAAUUAACCUGUUUGUGGUACCGGAUGAGCUGACCAACCAAGACUUCCUGACAGCUGAAGACAAAGAGGGGGUGUUCAACGCCGAUCACUUUCCCCUGUGGUACAAGAGAGCAGCAGAACAGGUUCCUGGUACCUUCGUCUACUCUCUCCCCUUCAACACGGGAUCGGAGAACAAGAGUGUUGUAUUGGCUAGCACUGCCAUUCAGCUUCUAGAUGAAAGGAAAUCACCCAUUGCUGCUGCUGUGGGCAUCCAGAUGAAGCUGGAGUUCUUUCAAAAGAAAUUCUGGACUGCAAGCAGACAGUGUGCAGCACUAGAUGGGAAAUGCUCCAUAAGCUGUGACGAUGAGAACAUCAACUGCUACCUCAUUGACAACAAUGGCUUCAUUCUGGUGGCAGAAGACUACACUCUGACAGGGAAGUUUUUCGGCGAGGUAGAGGGAGCUGUAAUGAAUAAGCUGCUGCAGAUGGGCUCCUUCAAGAGGGUGACUCUGUAUGACUACCAGGCUAUAUGCUGGAUUUAUUCAGAGAGUAGCGACAGUGGACACACACUGUUGGAUCCUUACUUCGCCUUCUUCUCAGCUGUGAAGUGGAUCCUAACCGAGCUUGUCAUAUUUCUGGUAGAGUUCAACUUGUACAGCUGGUGGUACUCUGACCUCACUGCGAAAGCUCAGAGGACGGGUCGAACCAUGCAGGUACCAUGUGACACCGAGUACCCGGCCUUCGUCUCUGAGAGAACCAUCAAAGAGAACACAGGCAACAUUGACUGUGAUGGCUGCAUCAAAUCUUUUGUGAUCCAGCAGAUCCCCAGCAGUAAUCUCUUCAUGGUGGUGGUGGACAACAAGUGUGACUGCAGCAUGAUUGAGCCAAUCACCAUGGACCCCAUCGAGAUUAUGUAUAAUGAAUCUCUGAAAUGCGAGAGACUGAAGUUCCAAAAGGACAGGAGGCGCCCAGAUACCUGUCACCCCUUUCACCCAGAGGAAAACUCGAUGGAGUGUGGAGGAGCUCUGGCUCUCUCCCCGUCUCUUGUGGCAACGCUGCUCUGCGUCCUCCUGGCGCUGCUUCCAAGGUGACCAGGGCUAGCCACGCCUCUCCAUCCAGAGCUAGACUUGGAUGGGCUUGGCUCGGCAUGCAAAACAAUCCCAGCGAUGCCACAGAAAAACCACCCCUCCCCCCUCUAAAAUUGUGCCCAAUUCUAAAUCACCACCUAGUCCCUAGCCCCUAGCCCUAAGGUACCUCUCACUAGCCCCUGUCUGCUAGGCACUUAUUUGAAAGGAUUAAUGCUGAAUAGCUAUGGCAGCUGCCAAGUAGUGACCAAUAAGAUGCUUUUGCAAUAACACACGAGGAUGAAACAUAAGCUGCACAGAGGGAUCUUUGGAGAAGUUUGUGACAUUAUACCUUCUUACUAACAACGCACUUAGUAGCUUAAAACUGCACAAGUGGUACAGUAAUAUCCACCAAUGCUCACACCAGUGUUCAGUCCUUUCAGGUAGCAGCUAAGGGCUAGGGUCUAUAACUGGGCUUGGAGCUUGGAACUGGGCAUUAAAGCCACGUAGCCAGAGACUAAGCCCAUGUGGAGAGAGACAGGCACACCUUCCCCUGGCCCACUCUGGCUUCUCAUGGACAAUUAUGACUCUGAAGAUUAGAAUAAUAACGAUGAUGAAGAUGAUUCUCUGUGGCCAGGGUUGUAAUGAUAUGUUUGUCUAAUGAUCUACUUUUUUUUUAAACUUCCAUGAUGAGAAAAAAAUAUGUUCUAUAUAUAUAUACAUAUGUAUAUGAAGAAAAAAAAAAUAUGAGUUUUAUUUAUGUUUUGCAAGUGGUACCCAUAAACUGUGACUAUGAGACUCUGAGUCCUCCGACGUGAGUGGUUGUUGAUAUUUGAGCUUUGCCUUAUUGAAAA